GCAAUGAAGAACUAAUACGACUCAUAUUGAACUCAAACAAAUAUAGAAGAAGAAGCGGACGAACCGAGGUGCAUAUAAUCAGCCAAAAUGAUUGGAGAUCUUAUCAUUUUUGGCACUCUGCUCGUGAACGCCGGCGCUGUGCUCAACUUUAAACUAAAGAAGAGAGAAACGCAGUCUCAAGGGUUUGGCGAUGAAUCUGGACUGUCCAGAACUGGUGACAACAUCAGAGAGUUUUUGCUGAGUCUGCGGUACUUUCGUAUAUUCAUUGCUCUCUGGAACAUUUUCAUCAUGUUUUGCAUGAUCUUGUUAUUUGGUUCAUAAUCGAUGGCUGUUACACGGACGAUCACUACAGACUCAAAAGAUAUUAUUGCAGCAUUGGGUGGAUUUUCUUGUAACAGGUCUUUUUUAGUGUGAUUUGUCUUAUACAUAGUCAGAUCUAAUGUCUUACAAGACACCUGUAUAUUUUGUACAAAAGUGUGCAUGAUUAAUUUUGGUUU
This is a messenger RNA of Carassius carassius (crucian carp), 497 nucleotides long. RefSeq names its product small integral membrane protein 7-like. The coding region runs from base 88 to 321 and encodes 77 amino acids. The record is from RefSeq and is a predicted model, not a curated record. The transcript is spliced from 5 exons. Lineage: Eukaryota; Metazoa; Chordata; Actinopteri; Cypriniformes; Cyprinidae.